Molecule: messenger RNA, 1572 nt
Organism: Manis pentadactyla (Chinese pangolin)
Lineage: Eukaryota; Metazoa; Chordata; Mammalia; Pholidota; Manidae
Product: liver carboxylesterase-like
Exons: 12
Coding region: 162-1454 (430 amino acids)
Biological process (GO): lipid catabolic process
Cellular component (GO): endoplasmic reticulum; lipid droplet
Molecular function (GO): carboxylic ester hydrolase activity
Source: RefSeq, a predicted model, not a curated record
GCUUUCUCCCCAGGUGCUCCCAAGACCCAGUGACCGGGCAGGUGCUCUCAGAGCUCUUUACCAACAGAAAGGAGAACAUUGAUCUCAAGUUUUCUGAAGACUGUCUUUACCUAAAUAUUUACACUCCCGCUGACUUGACGAAACAAAGCAGGCUGCCAGUGAUGGUGUGGAUCCACGGAGGUGGUCUGAUGGUGGGCGGGGCAUCAACUUACGAUGGGCUGGCCCUGUCUGCCCAUGAAAACGUGGUGGUGGUGACCAUUCAGUACCGCUUGGGCAUCUGGGGAUUCUUCAGCACUGGGGAUGAACACAGCCGGGGUAACUGGGGUCACUUGGACCAGGUGGCUGCACUGCACUGGGUCCAGGAGAACAUUGCCAACUUUGGAGGGAACCCUGGCUCUGUGACCAUCUUCGGAGAGUCUGCAGGAAGUGAAAGUGUCUCUGUUCUCGUGUUGUCUCCCCUGGCCAAGAACCUCUUCCAUCGGGCUAUCUCUGAGAGUGGCAUGGUCAUCAGUCCUGUACUGUACAGGCGCAGUACAAAGGACAUAGCUCAGCAAAUUGCUUUCUUUGCUGGGUGUAAAACUACCACCUCAGCUGCCAUUGUUCACUGCCUGCGCCAGAAGACGGAGGAUGAGCUCCUGGAGACGUCACUGAAGAUGAAAUUCUUCUCUGUUGAUUUUCUUGGAGACCCCAGAGAGAGCUGCCUCCUCCUGCCCACGGUGGUUGACGGUGUGCUGCUCCCAAAGACGCCGGAGGAGCUUCUGGCCGAGAAGAAAUUCAACGCCAUUCCCUACAUCAUCGGCAUCAACAAGCAAGAGUUUGGCUGGCUUCUUCCCACGCUAAUGGGCUACCCGCUCUCCGAAGACAAGCUGGACCAGGACACAGCCGCAUCCCUCCUGUGGAACUCUUACCCCCUUGUUAACAUCCCUAAGGAGCUCAUUCCAGUGGCCAUUGAGAAGUAUUUAGGAAGGACAGAUGACCCUGUCAAAAAGAAAGACCUGUUCCUGGACUUGAUGGGAGAUGGGAUAUUUGGUGUCCCAUCUGUGAUUGUGGCCCGUUUCUGCAGAGAUGCUGGACUCCCCACCUACAUGUAUGAGUUCCAGUAUCGCCCAAGCUUCUCAUCAGACAUAAAACCUGAGAAGGUGACAGGGGACCAUGGGGAUGAACUCUUCUCAGUCUUCGGGGCCCUGUUUUUGAAAGGGAAUGUGUCAGAAGAGGAGACCAAACUGAGUAAGACGGUGAUGAAAUUGUGGGCCAACUUUGCUCGGAAUGGGAACCCCAAUGGGGAAGGACUGCCCCACUGGCCGGUGUAUGACCAGAAUGAAGGGUACCUGCAGAUUGGCGUCCCCAUUCAGGCAGCCCAGAAGCUCAAAGAUGAGGAAGUGGCUUUCUGGACGGAUCUCCGGGCCAAGUCAUCAGCGAGGGAGCCACUCCAGACAGAACACAUUGAGCUGUGAAUGAGCCGCCCAGCCAGAUUUGGGGGCCCAGGGGAGCCCAGAUAGGGGCACUCUCCAGAAGGUGUUUAUGCCCCAAAGGGGCAUUUUAUUCUAGAGGCUGGGAGAUUGUCUGGUAGAG